Messenger RNA from Cimex lectularius (bed bug), 1498 nucleotides. RefSeq lists its product as uncharacterized. The transcript has a single exon. Gene Ontology annotation, biological process: DNA integration. The record is from RefSeq and is a predicted model, not a curated record. Gene Ontology annotation, molecular function: nucleic acid binding. The annotation marks the transcript as partial. NCBI's taxonomy places the organism in Eukaryota, Metazoa, Arthropoda, Insecta, Hemiptera, Cimicidae.
UUUCUUUUGGGAAAGCAUUUCCAUCUUAUCACGGACCAAGAAGCAUUAUCAUUUAUCUUUAAUAAGAAGCAAGCCAGCAAGAUUAAAAAUGAAAAGAUUACUCGUUGGCGUCUGGAACUGGCACCCUUUUCUUACGACAUUACUUAUCGGCCAGGGGCAGAGAAUGUUAAGGCUGAUGCUCUCUCUAGGAUUUGCAACGCUGUCAGCGUUACGGAACUCUAUGAACUGCACAAGUCGUUGUGCCACCCUGGAAUUACUAGAAUGUACCAUUGGUUAAGAAGCAAAAACCUUCCUUAUUCUCUGGAGGAUGUCCGAAGACUGAAUUGCUCGAUAUGUGCAGAAGUCAAACCAAGAUUUAUGAGAACCAAAGGGACCCUAAUAAAAGCUACCUCUCCGUUUGAGAGACUCAACAUGGACUUCAAAGGACCUUUGCCAUCAAAAUCAAAAAAUAGGUAUUUACUUACUAUUAUUGAUGAGUACUCACGCUUUCCAUUUGCUUACCCCUGCAGGGAUAUAUCAUCGGACACAGUGGUGGAGUGCCUGAAGAACCUUUUUUGUACCUUCGGGGUACCAGCGUAUAUACAUACUGACCGUGGGACUUCCUUUAUGUCACAGGAGGUGAAAGCAUUUCUGUGUUCCAAUGGAGUAGCUACAAGUCGAACAACCCCUUAUAAUCCUCAGGGGAAUGGGCAGGUUGAGCGUUUAAAUGGGACGCUAUGGAGAACAAUCACCCUGGCUCUUAAAACUCGGGGUCUUCCUGUGCAGGACUGGGAGGAGGUUCUGCAGGAGUCAUUGCAUGCCAUUCGCUCACUAUUGUGUACCGCCAUUAACACUACCCCUCAUGAACGCCUUUUCUCGCACCCUAGGCGGACAGCUAAUGGUGAAGCCCUUCCAUCAUGGCUAGCACCAGGCCCUGUGCUGGCCAAGUGUAACAGAAAAGGGAAGUACGACAAGGAGGUUGAGGAGGUGGAACUGAUUGAAGCGAAUCCUCAGUAUGCCCUGAUUAGGUGGCCCAAUGGAGUGGAAUCAACGGUCUCUUUAAGGCAACUGGCUCCUGCGGGGAAUACCUCUCAUGUAGAGUCUCCGGAAGUGGUGACACCGGUGGUGGCCGAUGGGAGGGACACUUCACACCUGGCGGUUGAAUCACAAGGACUUGUGGAUGGAUCUGGAUCUGACGGUGCACUGUUGGAAUUUGCUCCCCCAGUAGGGGUGGAGGAGGGCAGCCCUUCAGUAAAAGAACCCAGGCAAUCUCAACGCAUCAGAAACCGCCCUGCUUAUUUGAAGGACUAUGUAAAUUGAUUCGUAUAGUUCAUGUUCAUAUAAGGUACUUCUUUUAAACUCCAGAGGGAAAAUGUGGUGAUUUAAAUAGCCCGCUUUUUCUAAUACCGAUAACCUCCUAAAGGACAUAAGCAAUUGUUUAUACAAAAGAGUAUUAUGUAAAGUUAAUCGUGUAACUGUAUCAUGUUUUCAAAGUUAAUAAAAGCCUACUUCAGGUUUA